This is a messenger RNA of Myotis lucifugus (little brown bat), 1960 nucleotides long. RefSeq names its product family with sequence similarity 84 member B (gene LRATD2). The transcript has a single exon. The annotation marks the transcript as partial. The record is from RefSeq and is a predicted model, not a curated record. Lineage: Eukaryota; Metazoa; Chordata; Mammalia; Chiroptera; Vespertilionidae.
AUCGACAAAGCAAACGAAAAAGUGGUGCAUCUGCACCGGCUGAAGGUGAGCAACAGCUUCCUGACCGACGCGAGCCAGGGCCGGCGCGGCCGCGUGGUGAACGAUCUGUACCGCUACAAGCCGCUCAGCCCCGGCGCCGUGGUGCGCAACGCGCUGGCGCACGUGGGCGCCAAGGAGCGCGAGCUGAGCUGGCGCAACUCGGAGAGCUUCGCCGCCUGGUGCCGCUACGGCAAGCGCGAGUUCAAGAUCGGCGGCGAGCUGCGCAUCGGCAAGCAGCCCUACCGGCUGCAGAUCCAGCUCUCUGCCCAGCGCAGCCACACGCUCGAGUUCCAGAGCCUGGAGGACCUGAUCAUGGAGAAGCGGCGCAACGACCAGAUCGGGCGGGCGGCUGUGCUGCAGGAGCUCGCCAUGCACCUGCACCCGACCGAGCCAGAAGAGGGCGACAGCGACGCUGCACGGACUAAGCCGCCUCUCGAGCGCCCCCCUGAGCCCUGCUGGGAGGAGGAGGACCGAGAGGCGGUGGUGCACUGAUGGGCCAGCUGAAGGCAGAUUUGUGAGAGGAAGCUGUUGCCAGCAGCUGCUGCCCCCUCUCUCCAUUCCUCUACCAUCACCUUCUGGGCCGCAUCUGGGCUCCUGGGCCAUUUGGAAAAUAGAGAGUUGGCGAAAGGCGCAGCCAGCUGUGGCUUGAGCUUGUUAUCUUGACAGAGGAGGAAGAGGGUGCAGGUAGGAAGAAAACUUUGGUUGGGGGCACGGCCUGCCCACUCCUGCAAUCUGUCUCCUUUCUGAGGUGGGGCAAAUUGUGGGCAUGCCUGGCACUAAGUCCCUUCUGGACCUGGGUCCCAAAUCGACCCUUUUUAUGCACACAGGGGUGGAGAAAAAUUCGGAGUACCAAGGCCUGCCAUUGCCUCCUACCCGCUUACCCCUACUCUGUGCUAAGGCCAGAGUGGGGUUGGGGCCUGAAGACAGCCCCAUAUCCUCUAUCCCUGUGGAGCUGUGUGUGGGAUCCAGCAGGCUGAGUGAUUUAUUUUCUGGGCCUCCUGGGAGGCAAGCCUGGAGAAACCAGGACCAGGUCUGGGAGCAACAGACCCAAACCGAGCAGCUGCCUGUGAAGUGGAACAAAAUGUCCAGUGAACUUGGGCUACAAAACAAAGAGUUUGCUACCUCCCUCCUCCGGGUCCCCAAGUAAUUCAUCUUCUGGAGCUGGCUGAGUCUCCUACCCCCUCCUGCUCCACCAGCCACUUCCCAGGUUAUAAGUAAAUCAUUGUCAUGGGCCAGCUAGGGGAAGGAUUCAAUUAUGGUUCUGUUUGGCCGCCUUUGUUUCUAGCCUGCUAUUGUAGGCAUUUACAGCUGUGUUAUUUGUUAUCAAAGGAGGGAAUAGCCUUUUGUGUCUCUGAUCUAAUUAAACCUGCUCGGCUGUGUUCAUCCGCAGGUCGCACAUGGGAUUGGCUGGUGCCACCCCAUAAAGUAUCCACUACAGAAGCAGCCAAACAGGUUUGUCCUGGUAGGAAUUAGUCACUCCCACUGAACCCCAUUCCUGAACAAUGAAGGUAACCUUUUUAAAACGUAAGGCUUUCAUGGUGGUCCUGUGAAUUUUAAUUUUCCCUUCUCAUUUUUGUUCUUCUGCUGUUAAAAUCUUAGGCCUGAGGCCUACUUCAGUGAUAAGGUAUUUAUUUUGGUAGCGACACUUGAUGCACACUUAAUUCAAAAGAUGUGCAGAGUCUUGUUAUAUGGAAGCAGUCUCCUUGGUGCUUGGAGGACACCCUUCAGAAUGCUUUCUCCAGAGAGCUGAGGGCAAUCACAAAUGCCAGGUGGUGUAGUCAGUGCCAAAUCUGGCGACACUCCUAAAGCACUGGUUCCUGCUUGUGGGAUCUGUUGGCAGCAGGCUGGCUAAUACCAGUUGAAUCUCCUGCUGAGCUAUAGUUUGCUUUAUUAUGAGGCUUUAAACAUUUUUUACAACCUG